Ambispora leptoticha is the source of this 1194-nucleotide messenger RNA. The record is from the annotation of a GenBank genome assembly. NCBI's taxonomy places the organism in Eukaryota, Fungi, Glomeromycota, Glomeromycetes, Archaeosporales, Ambisporaceae.
AUGAGUAUUAACAAACCUCCUGCAGACGAUGAGCGACUUGUUAUAAAUUCUGAAGACGGCGAUGAUCUUAUUGAAGGCCUAAACUUUGAAGAUGACGAUAAUCAAAAACCACCAACAGAUUUUACAAUAUUUUCACCAUUGAUAAAUGACAUUCUAAAAUACGCGAAUAAAAUUGGUGAAUGUUACGAAAAUGCCGAAUAUAAUAAAAGGGUUGUUAGUGUAUUACUUAAACGUAUUAAUAGCGUGACAGGCGAAGCGAAAACUUUACUUCAAUUAAAAAAUGAUUACAGUUGGUUUUUUGAAAACGGGAAUAAUUAUCCAGUUUUUCAAGAAUUCGUCAAAAUUAUUGAACAAAUACAAAAUUUCGUCGUCGAUAUUUCGCAAUUGCGAGGUGUUGUUAAAUAUUAUAAUGAUUAUCGAGACCCCGAAUUUUCGAUGGAUAGAAAAUUUUAUAUAUUUAUUCAAGAAUUUGAAAAAUUCACAAAAGCACUUACCAAUGCGUUAAAAGGCCAUCUCAAUUUUGGAAAACUGAAAGUCGAUCAAGUCGUUGAAGAUGAAGAAGCUAUAACUGCUACAAGCUUCGACCCCACGAAUCGUCCAGCUCUUGCACAUAUAUUUAGAAAAUUAUUUGAUCUUUCUUUGAAAAAUCUUCCAAAUAUUCAACAACCUGCUCCGAUGCCAAACCCAAAACCAAAACCAUUAUUUUCUCGAACUGUUCAAGAUGCAAUCAAUAUACAUAAAUCUAAUGGUGAUCGUAAAGUAGCAUAUGAAACAUUUUGCUACUAUGCGAACUUAGGUGAUUCCACUGCAAAAUAUUGGGUCGGAUACUUCUUGUUUUAUAAUAGCUUAAAUGACCAACAAACUGCCGAACAGCGCAAAAUGGCAAAAGUGCGAGCUGCACAAUAUUUUAAAGAAACAGCUGAUAAGAAUUUACCUGAGGCUCAAGUUCGUUAUGCUAAUUGUCUAUGGCAAGGCGAAGGUGUUGAAAAAAAUGUAAGAGAAGCCGUGGAAUAUUUUAAGAAAUCCGCAGAUAAUGGAAACCCAACGGCUAUGUAUAAUGUUGGAUCCAUGUACUUCAAUGGAACUGGAGUAUCUCGAGAUAAAGAAAAAGGUGAAUAUUAUCUCAGGUUAGCAGCAUUAAAUGGUCAACCGAAAGCUUGCGAAAUGUGCAAAAAAAAUCAUAUUCUACUUUAA